Messenger RNA from Trichomonas vaginalis G3, 927 nucleotides. Its product is annotated as KAT8 regulatory NSL complex subunit 2 family. Lineage: Eukaryota; Parabasalia; Trichomonadida; Trichomonadidae. The transcript has a single exon. Bases 1 to 927 code for a protein of 308 amino acids. Gene Ontology annotation, cellular component: NSL complex. The record is from RefSeq and is a predicted model, not a curated record.
AUGAGAGAUGAUGACCCACCAAAAUCAACAACAUUAAUUGUAUCUCGAACUUUUCAUCCAAAAAAAUACUGUGGAUAUUUGGAUGAUUUUCCUUUUGAAACAAGCGAACCCACAAAGGGAUUUGCCAUUACUCAAACAGAAAUAGAAGCAAGAAUUAUUGAUAGAUGUGACAAAUUAAUUCAAUUUUAUCAGUACCAAUUAGAGAGUUUACCAGAUGUAACAGCAGCCAAUAUAAUAAGUUUCAAUAAUGCAGCACUUGCAGACCGAAGAAGGCAAGUAUUUUAUUCAAUUCUUUUAGCAAUAAAUAAUUCUCCGAAACAGAUUGCAUUAAAAGCAUUUUCAGAUCUAUAUAAUUUACGAAAACUAUGGAUUAAUAAGAGAUAUUACAAUACUUUCGUCGCAGUGCCACAAACAAAAAUUUUAUGUAAAUGUUGCAAGUUUGAGGACUGUAUUAACCCAGCAUUAUAUGGAUCAGACUUUUGUUACUGGCAUAUACUAAAUGAUCCAAACCAGCAAAUGUAUGAAAAAUGUCCAAAUUGUGGACAACCAAAAUUAUUUUCAACUUUAUGCAAAUCAUGCAGUAAAUCUAAGGCAAAUAUAACUAUAUAUCCAAUCAUUUCUAAUGGCAAUCCACCACCGCCUCCUCCUAUCAAAAAGAGCAUUAUUCCAACAGUUACACCGAUUACUCCAGUUUCUCGUACUGUAUUACCACAGGAACAAAAAGCACGAAGCUACAAACAGCCAGUGCACUUUGUUUCGCCUGAAAAAUUCGUUCUUCCACCAGCAAGCAUUAUCCAUCCAGUAAAUCAUGGAGAUAUAUUAUCAGGACCUAUAUAUAAGCUUAAGUCAAAUAGAGAUUUAACUGAAGAUGAGAGAAAAAUGAUUGCCGCCGCUGCACUUGAUUUCAAACCAAGAAAUCCUAAUUAA